Molecule: messenger RNA, 1840 nt
Organism: Paramecium tetraurelia
Lineage: Eukaryota; Ciliophora; Oligohymenophorea; Peniculida; Parameciidae
Exons: 4
Biological process (GO): immune response
Cellular component (GO): membrane attack complex
Source: RefSeq, a predicted model, not a curated record
AUGAGAAUUGCAUUACUUCUUAUUGUUAUUGUUUUAACAAGAGGAUUCUUAGAAAUAAAUGAAAAGUAAUAGAAAACUCUCUAACAUUUGUUAAUGCAAGAAAUACAUGAUGGAGGUAAUUUUUAAGCAGCAGAUCCUAAGGCGAUUGCUAAUAUUGAUUUCAUUUUCAGUGGAUAUAAUUUAUUUUUUGGAAACCCUAUAACCUGGAGGGAAACUUCGGAUCCUGGAUUUACAGGGAGAAACAUCUUUCUGAAUUCAUAUAGCAAAAAAUAAGUGACUUCAGAUGGAAGACAUAAAAUUCCAGACAAUUUAAAUGUCAUAACAAAGAAAGGAUGCAAAUACAACUUUGAGUCAUUUGUAAUCAAGAAUACAGAGUAAAUUCAAAAUUAUAUGAGUUCUUUUGUUGGAGUAAAUUUAGUGUCCAAUAUUGAUAUAACUCCAUGGGCAUUCACAGCUUCAUCUGAAUUCAAUCAUAUGCAAUAAAAAAUAGAGUAAACAUCUGCAACAUUUGUUAUUUCUAUGGCUACUUGUUAAAUAGCUUAAAUCACACAAGUUCCUGAAUUAGCAGAAUUUCAUCAAAGCUUUAUUGACCAAUUAUCUGCUCUCCCUGUUGAAUAUUCAGCACCUUAAUAUUUGGAAUUUCUUAGUAAUUUUGGAACACAUUAUGCAACUGAUAUAUUACUUGGAUCAAAAGUAGGUUUUGUAUAUACUUUACCACCUGGAGUAGUUGAUGAUUUCGAUUAAAAGAAGUUUAAAGAAAUUGAUCUAAAAUAAGCAGCUACAAUUACAUCUGCCCUUCUUAAAGGUGUGAUAGGAUAAUAAAUACUACCAAAGGAACAAGAAGCCAAGGCCUAUAGUGAUGUAUCAAAAUUAAGUACUUAAAGUUUCACUAUUGAAAUUGGCCCUUAGAGCACAGAAAAUACACCUAAGGAUUGGCUAAGAGAAACAGAAUUGGAACCAACGCCUAUUAAAUAUACAUUAAAAAGCUUAAGCGAAUUAGUUUUGGAAGGAAAAGGAUAAUUAUCAUCAGUCAAGGAAUAUUAAAAAAUUGGAUAAAACUUAAAAAAGGCCUUAACAGACUAUUGCAAUUUAUUGUAAUUAUAGGGAUAAAGGAAUGGAAAAUGUGAAACAAAUAAAAGGGAAAUAGGCUAAUGGGUUGAAUAAAGGAAAGUUUGUUUGAAUUUCCUCAAGGAUUGUGAUUGGAGUGGUGCAAGUACAUAAAUUUGUGGGAAUAAAAAUCCAAUAUAAAAAAUUGGAAUGGACUUACCUGAUGUUUAAGCUAAUUCAGUUAAAUUUCACAGUGAUAAGACUGUUAUAUUAGGAGUUAGUAAAUUUAAAAGAGAUAAAAAUUAAGAUAUAGUUAUUGCCUCAUUUCAUAAUGAUUAUUUAUUCUUAGAUAAGCCAGAGAUAUGCUUAAUAAAUUAAGGAAUGUCUGCAUCAGCUGAAUAUCCUAUUUAUUUAACUGAUACAGCCAAAUGUGUUGUAGUACUAUUAUGGAAUGCUUGUGAAGGAGAAGUGUUUUAUUUCACAUCAGUAAUAUGCAAUCAAAUGGAUUUUAUGAAUGCAUAAUUUGAGUUGUUAGGAUCUAUGGGAAAGUGUGAAAUUGCUUUGUUAGACAUUAGAUACCCAAAUUCUGCUUAAUUGAGAAUAUGCUUAUUUAAAGAACCAAAACUUGAAGGAUAAAAAGCUUGUUUUACUAAUGAAAAUAAGGAUGCCUACUUCGGAUAAGAAUUUAAGAGUAUGAUGAUUGAAGAAAAUGAAGUGAUGAUUCACAGAUCUAUGCCUGGUAGUAUAGCAAUUUAAUUUGGCUGAAUUUAUUAAUAAUACCUAUAUAUAUAUA